Messenger RNA from Trypanosoma rangeli, 2463 nucleotides. RefSeq names its product putative Zn-finger protein. Gene Ontology annotation, molecular function: zinc ion binding. The record is from RefSeq and is a predicted model, not a curated record. The transcript has a single exon. Bases 1 to 2463 code for a protein of 820 amino acids. Lineage: Eukaryota; Euglenozoa; Kinetoplastea; Trypanosomatida; Trypanosomatidae.
AUGGGGCUCAUGCCAUUUUCAACAUCACGGGAGUCGGGUAUAUCGGCGGUGGCAUCGCCACCAGCGUUUGAGUGCGCUCUUCCCCGCGAAGGAGAGACACCGGAUGGGGCUGCAGGCGGCGAAGGGCAGCGGAAGCAAAGCGGGAUUGCGGGACCCAGCUUACGCACGGGUGCAAAUGAGUCUUUAGAAACGGGCCAUAGUGACGAAAUAGAGUGUUGGAUAUGUCGUUUAGGUGGAAGCACCGUCCAAAAUCCAUUGAUUACUAACGUGUGCAAAUGCCGUGGGUCUGUUGGCUGGGUCCACCGUGAGUGUAUUGACACCUGGGUGCUUUCACAGAAUCGCUCUAACUGCCCAAGCUGUGGAGCUGAGUAUAAGAUUCUUGCGAUAAGUAAGGUACGAUUGCCACAAACCUUCUUUGGAGAGUUAAACCUUCUCUUCUGGGAUUUCUUUCUGCCCUUGUCCUCCAAGGCUCUGACACUUUUGGUCGGUAGUGCGAUAAACGGUUUUGUCGUGCCGUGGGUUAUUGGCGCCACAUUUUAUCAUAAGUAUUUGUUUUUGGACCAGCCUGAAGUGUCCCAGGCAUUCAAUGCCUCCGCAGGCACUGACGGUAACAGUACCUCGUUGCAUCCUUUGCUGGAGGGUGGUGAGCAUGAUUCAUCUUUCAGUGGUGCUUGGCUUUGGUUUAGCGUUAUGGCUUACGGUUGGAUUUGGGUCUCACUGUGGCGGUGCACAAAGUUAGUAUGGGGUAGGUGGCAGGCUUUUUUUAAUGACACACACACGGUGUUUGCCACAGCAACAGAGGAGGAUGAAGAUAGUGAGGAAGCGGAGUACACACCGCACUCAAACACAAAUUUGGGGACAAUGCAUUGGAUGUUGGACUAUUGCUUGGAAUGGACAGGUAGUUCGCCAAACAUGCUCGUUUCACGGAUGGUGGAACUUGGUUUUCUUGUGCCGCUUUCAUUUAUUUUGCGAUACCCGCAUGGGCAGGUGCUAGUUACUUUAAUCCUGCUGCUGGGCCUUAUGCUUGGUUGCCUUGUAUACCCACGGAGACGUAUAACCAGUCCACAGCUUCGUUUUACAGAGGCUCAAGAGCAUAAGGAGGGUGCAACAGACUUGGACAUUGUCUUAUGGUACAUUGCCUAUGUCACAGAGAUGAUAUGUACCGCCAUGCUAUCCAUCUUUGCGGGGGUUGUUGUGCACUUUGCCUUGUCCCCAUACAUGCUAACGUUUCCGGCAUCGUUAUCGGCGUUCCUUGUUGAGCUGUCACUUACACGGGUUUUGGCUUAUUGGGUGACAGGACUCGUCUGUUGCGCGGUUUCGCUGCGGGUGGAUGGUGGCAUCAUCUUUCCUCUCUUUGCUCCGGGCGUCCAGUUAUAUUUUGUCCGCAGUAUGGACUCGGACCUGGAUGAUGAAGAAGAUUACUGGAUUUUUGUCUUGUCUCAAGUUAUUGACUUUGACCCGUUCCGAGCUGGCGUUGAUUUUGUCCGCCUGUGUUGCGUUGAGUUAACUGCUUUGUACGUGUUUUUGGCUGCCCCACUGUACGUCGUGUUUGCCGCAUAUGAGGCAAUGACAAAGGACACCGCGAGUGGACCUCUUACGCUACCACUUGCCUCUGGAUUCCCCGUGGUUAUGGUGGUACCGGGAAGCGACGGAGUUGCUGCGUGGUUGAACUCCGACCCCACCCCGGAAAUGAGUUCGUUGGUAGGCGGUUAUUCUGAACAUUUGUUUUUUCUCUUGGCGCAUCACCUCACGCGCUCCUUACGGGGGGUGUUGGCUUGGCUCAUGAAUGACCCUCACUGGUUGAAUUGUGUCGCAAAUGCACUGAUCGUUCUUGGUACAGGAACGGCUAUUUUAUGCAUGUGGUUAUUCCCCAUGAAACGCAUACAGUUGAAGGUCCUCCGAGGUGUGGCUGUGUUUCUUGCGCGUCAUGUUGUUCACCUGGAAGAUUAUCUUUUCGAUGCACAGCGCCUCUCCAUUCUUGACGACUGGUUGCAUGGCGAUGAUCAGUCCGAUCUCCCUUUUCCAGCGCUGCAGUUACCAGCGGUACUCCUCCCUCGGCAGUUUUCGCUGCCAUCGGGGUCGGUAUUACCAAAAUAUCUGAAGUUGCGUCUUGUGCUCUUCUCAUUUCUCUUCUUUGUCACCUCCAGUGCGUUGUUCUGGACGAUUCCCGUGGCGGCCAUGACGCUGCUUUUGGUGUUCUUGCCAUACUCAGUGCCGCUCGUAUGUAUCUCGACCAACCUGAUCUUUCUUGUAUUUAGCCCGAGAACACACGUUUAUGUAGCCGCCAACAUUUUGCUAUUGUGCGUCAUUUUUGUUCUCGGCGUCCCGCUGCAGUCGCUUUUUUUCUGUGCCUCUCUGUGGCAUUUCUCGCGGCUGCAGUUGGUGCUGGAUACGUUGGAGUUUGACCACAAGCUGUGGCGCACGGUGGGAGCGUACAGCGGCGAGGCGGGGGACGGUGCGUAG